Penicillium atrosanguineum is the source of this 516-nucleotide messenger RNA. RefSeq lists its product as uncharacterized. Bases 1 to 516 code for a protein of 171 amino acids. The record is from RefSeq and is a predicted model, not a curated record. Lineage: Eukaryota; Fungi; Ascomycota; Eurotiomycetes; Eurotiales; Aspergillaceae. The transcript is spliced from 2 exons.
AUGAAGUUGGAGGUCGUGAAAGUGCAGUUAUACGAUAAGCUAGAUGUCGGUGCCUCGCUGGAGGUCGUGUUAUUGAUAGAGGUUGCUACCUUGAUUGAGGUCGCUGCCUUAAUAGAGGUCGUGAAAGUGAAGUUAUAUAAUGAGUUAGAUGUCGGUGUCUUAAUAGAGGUCGUGUUAUUAAUGGAGGUUACUACUUUGAUUGAGGUCGCUGCCUUGAUAGAGGUCGUGAAAGUGAAGUUAUACAAUGAGUUAGAUAUCGGUGCCUUAAUAGAGGUCGGUGCCUUGGUGGUGGUCGUGAAAGUGAAGUUGUACGAUGAGUUGGAUGUCGAUGCCUCGCUAGAGGUUGUGUUAUUAAUGAAGGUCGGUGCCUUAAUGGAGGUCAGUGCCUUAAUAGAGGUCGCUGCCUGUUCCGGUCGUGGUGGUGGCUGUGGUGGUGGCCGUGGUUAUGAAGAUGGCGGUAGUGCUAGUGGUAGGGAUCUUGGUCUUAGUCGUGGUCGUGGUCGUGAUUGUGGUUAG